This is a messenger RNA of Leptopilina boulardi, 1345 nucleotides long. RefSeq lists its product as uncharacterized. The record is from RefSeq and is a predicted model, not a curated record. The coding region runs from base 641 to 1237 and encodes 198 amino acids. Lineage: Eukaryota; Metazoa; Arthropoda; Insecta; Hymenoptera; Figitidae. The transcript is spliced from 2 exons.
CACUUUUUAGAAGAAGAAGUGAUUAAAGCAUAUGCCUCCGCAAGUAAUGUUUGUAGUAUGAGACUCGAAAGAUUUCGGUUGAAAAAGGAGGCUGUGCCAUCCUUGUUUCCAAGCAACGAUUCAAGCUUUGUGGAAGUUGCUGUCAAUAAUGAUUUGGAUGAAACUUUUUUGCAAGAAAAAAAUUUCAACGUCAUAUUUAGAAAGUAUAAUAUAUCCCCGUGCCAUCGGAAUACUGGAUUGCAACACGUAGUCCGGAAAAUGAUUUCAUUAUUUGGAAUUGUUGGAGGAAAGAUUUUUUACAGUCUUCUCAUAAAAUAGUGCUACGUUCAGAUAUGACGAUAAAGGUACACUUUCAUAGAAUUUUAAUUAUUCAGUGUAUAACUUUCAUUUAAAACAAAAGUUAUUGUUAUUGUUAAACCAUUAUUAAUAUGUUACUGGUUUGUACUUAUAGAUUUUUGUGUCAGACAGAGAAAUAAGUAUAGAUGCUUGGAAAUCUGUAAAAAAUAUUAAGGAAAUCAUCGAACUAUUAAAUGAAGUCACUAAAUAUUUACCAUGCUUUAAAACUGACUUUACAAGGUUCGUACUGUUUAUUUAUAUUUAAAUGAUUUAAUUUAAUUAUAAACACUAUUUACAGAAAUAAAUGUUUUGCAGAUCAAGUAAUUGCACUGGAUUUGUUUUGCUAAAAGAAAUUAAUAAAAAAGGGCCUCAAAUUGAACUGUGUGAACCAUGCAGGUAUUUUCGGCACAAAAGUUCCAAUAAAAAUAAGGAGCCAAUUCUCAGGAAAAAAAACAAAUUGUUACAAAAAAAAAUCAAGAGGAUAAAUGAAAAAAAAAGAAUUUCAAGAAAGGCAAAACGCCUACAAAAUAAAAUUGAAACUCUUAAAACAAAGUGUGCUGAAUGCAAAGAAGAUGCAGUAAAUGAAUACAUUGUGUCGUUAACAGAAGAGCAGCAACAAGCUGUGAGAGCAAUUAUUUCAACUGCUAAAGUUAAAAGCAAGAAUGGGAUACGGUAUAAUAGAGAAUGGAUUUAUGAGUGCAUUCUUUUAAGAAUUAAAAGUUGUAAGGCGUACGAACAUUUAAUAAAAAGAGAAAUAAUGGCAUUGCCCUGCAUUAAGACUUUAAACAAUUACAUGAAAUUUCUGAAAAGUCAAUACGGCUUUCAAAAAGGUGUUUUUGAAGGUAUUAAAAAGAAGACUGAAAAUAUGCCGCCCGAGGAUGUUCAUGGUAAUUAUAAAUGAGAUUAUAAUAUUUUAAAUUUAAAGUUUUAUAUUCUCUACAGAAAUGAAUGUUAAAAAAUAUCUAAGGAUAUUGUAACUUAAUUUUCAGGUUGCAUUCUUGUCGAUGAA